Messenger RNA from Bufo bufo (common toad), 1287 nucleotides. Its product is annotated as protein ZBED8-like. NCBI's taxonomy places the organism in Eukaryota, Metazoa, Chordata, Amphibia, Anura, Bufonidae. The record is from RefSeq and is a predicted model, not a curated record. The transcript has a single exon. Bases 1 to 1287 code for a protein of 428 amino acids.
AUGAUUUGCAAUGCCAAGUUGAGCAAUUCUAGUCUAGCACCGGCAAAACUAAGAGAACACUUCCUUAAGCUGCAUGGAGAUGGAAAAUACAAGAACACAACGCUCGCUGAAUUCAAGGUGAGGAGAGCCAGAUUCGAUGAAAAGGCUAGUCUGCCUGUUCUCGGCUUUGUGCCCAUCAACAAACCGAUCCUCAUAGCAUUGUACGAAGUUGCUUACCUAAUCGCAAAGCAGGGCAAACCCCACACCAUUGGUGAAACACUCAUAAAACCAGCUGUGUUGAAGAUGGCGAAUAUCAUGCUGGGAAAAGCGGCUGAAGUUAAGUUAUCCCAAAUUCCUCUUUCAAAUGACACCAUCAGCGACAGAAUAGAGGACAUGAGCAAAGACAUCUUGGCUCAAAUAGUUGCAGAUCUGAUUUCAAGCCCGGCAAAAUUCAGCCUUCAACUCGACGAGACCACAGACGUCUCCAAUCUAAGCCAGCUUGCAGUAUUCGUGCGCUAUGUGAAAGACGACGUGAUAAACGAAGAGUUUUUAUUUUGUAAGCCUCUUACAACAACAACUAAGGCAGCCGAUGUGAAGAAACUUGUGGAUGACUUCUUCAAAGACAACAAUCUUUCGUGGGAUAUGGUUUCUGCAGUUUGUUCGGAUGGAGCUCCAGCCAUGCUGGGAAGAAAGUCUGGUUUUGGUGCGCUAGUGAAAGCCGAUGCACCACACAUCACUGUUACGCAUUGUAUUCUGCAUAGGAAUGCAUUGGCAACAAAAACCUUGCCUCCAAAACUGGCAGAAGUAUUAAAAAUUGUAGUGGAAUGUGUGAACUAUGUGCGAAAUAGUACUCUGAGGAACCGCAUCUUCAGGGAGCUGUGUAAAGAAAUGGGAUCUGAAUUUGAGGUACUUCUGUACCAUUCCAACGUUGGGUGGUUAUCCCGGGGACAGGUGUUGAAUCGUGUUUUUGCCGUGCGUGUGGAAUUAGCCCUGUUUUUGCAAGAGCACCAACAUUGUCAUGCAGAUUGCUUCAAAGAUUCUGAGUUCAUUCUCAUUUUAGCGUACAUGACUGAUAUCUUUGCAGCUCUAAAUCAUCUCAAUCAACAGAUGCAGGGCGGUAGAGUCCACAUCAUCGAAGCGGAAGAAAACCUGAAGGCUUUUCAAAAAAAGCUACCGUUAUGGAAACGACGAAUAGAGAACGAUAACUUUGCAAACUUUCCCCUGCUAGACGACUGUGUAAGUAAGAUCGAAGAUGUAUCUGGAAUCGGAGACAUUUCUGUACCCACGGAACUGAAGCAAGCAAUUUAA